Messenger RNA from Schizosaccharomyces japonicus yFS275, 753 nucleotides. RefSeq names its product 40S ribosomal protein S9. Gene Ontology annotation, molecular function: structural constituent of ribosome; rRNA binding; RNA binding. NCBI's taxonomy places the organism in Eukaryota, Fungi, Ascomycota, Schizosaccharomycetes, Schizosaccharomycetales, Schizosaccharomycetaceae. The transcript has a single exon. Gene Ontology annotation, cellular component: small ribosomal subunit; organelle. The coding region runs from base 75 to 647 and encodes 190 amino acids. The record is from RefSeq and is a predicted model, not a curated record. Gene Ontology annotation, biological process: translation.
CAACAACAAUAACACCGUCACGCUGGUGUUUUUUGCCUACACGAUACCGUGCCAAGCCCAAAGCACACCCAACCAUGCCUUCUGCUCCCCGUAAGCAAUCAAAGACUUACAAGGUUCCCCGUCGUCCCUACGAGUCGGCUCGUCUUGAUGCCGAGCUCAAGUUGGCUGGUGAGUAUGGCUUGAGAAACAAGCGCGAAAUCUGGCGUGUUGCCCUUACCCUCUCCAAGAUUCGUCGUGCUGCUCGUGAGCUUUUGACCUUGGACGAGAAGGACCCUAAGCGUCUCUUCGAGGGUAACGCUAUUAUCCGUCGUCUUGUUCGUUUGGGUAUCCUGGACGAGACCCGUAUGAAGUUGGAUUACGUCUUGGCUCUCCGUAUUGAGGACUUCUUGGAGCGUCGUCUCCAAACCCAAGUCUUCAAGCUUGGUCUUGCCAAGUCUAUCCACCACGCUCGUGUCUUGAUCCGUCAACGCCACAUCCGUGUUGGUAAGCAAAUUGUCAAUGUCCCCUCCUUCGUUGUUCGUUUGGACUCUCAAAAGCACAUUGACUUUGCCCUCACUUCUCCCUACGGUGGUGGACGCCCCGGCCGUGUGAGAAGAAGAAAGCUCCGUGCCCAAGAGGGUGCUGAGAACGCCGAGGAGGAAGAGUAGAUGACCAACUUCUCAUAGCCAUAAAAGAUUACCUUGGGUAAAUGGAUUUCUCGGUGGACAGCUAAAAUGUGAGGUGUGAUUGAAUAGGGGAGAAGUUUGUGUAUUG